UCAUAGUGUUUGAGAGCGACAAUCCCUUAAAAAGUAGAGCACUUAGUAACAAAAUAAAGAUAAAAUAAAGGUUUUCAAAAAGCUCUCAUUUUAUACCUCAAAAGGAUGUCAACUUUGUUUGUUGCUCUGCUAACUCAUUUCCCAGAUAUUCAUUUCUUUUCAAACUUCAAAUGUCAAAAAUCAAACUGCUUCUUUUUCUUCCUUAAUUUCUUGUCACCGUAAAUUAGAAGAAAAUGUUGGCAAUCUGGGCAAACCAGCUCAACCAUGGAACACCCAUUAAGCAUAUUCAAGGUAAGAGCUCCAAAGUUCAGUCCUUUGUUAGUUUAUAUGCUUCUGUGGCUCUAUUAUUAGAUGUAUUUAUCUUGCUGGGUUUUACUAUUUCUGGGUUUUGUGAGGAAGUGGGUAUGGCUUCAAUACCUCUAGGUUUUGAGGUUUCUGGGUUUGAUAAAACUACUGCUUGGGUUUCUCAAAAUGGAAUUUUUGCAUUUGGAUUUUUAGAAGGUGGAUAUUUGACAAGUAUUAAUGAUGAUAAUAAUGAUGGAGUUUAUGUUGGAAUUAGGUAUAAUUUAGGCAACAAAGUAGCUAAUUUGCCUGUUUGGACUGUGGGUGGGGGUCUUAGGGUAUCUGACAAUUCUACAUUUAGGCUUUCUGAGGAUGGUAGGCUAGUAUUAUUUGAGAAUACCAAUGGUUUAAUUCUCUGGAGCAGCAAUACUUCCGAAUUGGGUGUUCAAAAAGCCAGUCUUUUGGAUAAUGGUAAUUUAGUCUUGCUAAACAGUCAGGAUGAAGUGGUCUGGCAGAGUUUUAAUAGCCCUACUAGUAGUCUACUUCCUGGCCAAUCUUUCCAUUUCCCUCAAUCUCUUAGAGCGCCUUCCACAAAAUCGAUAUCGAGUUAUUACAAUUUUGUGAUUCGCCCUUCUGGUGAGCUUGCUUUGGUGUGGGAGAGCAAUGUGACUUAUUGGAAGAGUGGUGGUGCUUUGAGCUCCCCCUCCCCUAUUAGUACUAAAGCAGCAAGAUUUGGUUCUGAUGGUAUUUUGGGAGUCUUUGAUGUUACUAACAAAAGCAUUUGGUCUAUAACAAGCAAAGAUUUCCAAGACUCUUCUGUGAGUCUGAGGCAUCUUAGAAUUGAUACUGAUGGAAACUUGAGGAUAUACUCAUGGUUCAAUGAGCUUAAGACGUGGAAGGUGGGGUGGCAAGCAGUUGCAAACCAAUGUGACGUGUUCGGCUCUUGUGGACUGUAUAGCUUGUGUGGUUUCAAUGCCAGUGGACCUGUUUGUAAUUGCCUACAUGAGGGUACCAUAGAUGGGGGUAGUGGCUCUACAGGGAGUGACUUUAGUAUUUCUGGCUGCAAAAAGUUGGUGGAUUUAAGUAACUGUAAAAUGCGCACAAGCAUGAUGGUUUUGAAACACACUGUCCUUUAUGGUCUUUAUCCUCCACAUGACUUUGAUGUUAUGUUAAACGAGAAUAAUUGUAAGGCGUAUUGCUCUAAUGAUACUUCUUGCAUAGCUGCAACCUCCAAAAAUGAUGGUUCAGGCCUUUGUACAGUUAAAAGAACUAGCUUUAUUAGUGGGUACAAUGAUCCCUCUUUAGCUGCUGUCUCAUUCUUGAAGGUUUGUUUGGUUCCUCAGGCAGUUUCAGCUCGAAAUGCCAAUCCUCAAGGUGAAGGAAGAGCAAAUCCACUAUUAUCAGGAAGAAUCAUUGCCCAUGCAAGUGCUGAUAAAUUUGUGACUGCUCUUGGUUUGAUUGGGUUUGCUACUGCUUUGGUGACUCUCACAUUGGAAAUUCUUGUUUGGUUUGUUUAUCAUAGACGGAAAGAUACUGCGAUAACAAGAAUCCCCUUUGACAAAGAUGCUAGGAAGAACCCCCAAUACAGUGCUCUGGUGAGGUUAUCAUUCGAAGAAAUAAAGGAGCUGACUUCAGACUUUGCAACUCAACUUGGCCCCUCUAUAUUCCAAGGCAUACUUCCCAACCAAACUCCCAUUAUUGUAAAAUCACUGAUUGAUGUUGUUGUAUCAGAGAAGGAUUUUCGAGCAGCAGUUUCUAUAUUGGGUGGAACUCAUCACCGGAAUCUUGUUGCUGUAAAGGGUUUCUGUUGUGAUCAGAAGUAUAAAUUUCUUAUCUAUGAGUUUGUACCAUGUGGUUCUUUAGAUAAGUGGCUAUUUGAUAGUGAGAGAAAUACAAAUGAGCUACAUUUGCAGGAGAGGCUUGACAUUGCUCUUGGUGUGGCUCGGGGUCUUGCCUAUCUACAUUUGGAGUGUCAAAGUUGUGUUGCUCAUGGAAAUUUAAAGCUGGAGAAUGUUAUGCUGGAUCAAAAUUUGGUGCCAAAGCUGAUGGAUUUCGGACUUCAGGGCAUUUUUCAGGAGGAAGCAAGCUCUUCGUCAGAGUCAGCAUCUGAGAGGGACAUAUACAAGUUUGGACAUAUGUUGCUUCAGAUUGCAAGGGUCAAGAGAGAUCCUCCACUAAAUGAAGAUGUUAACCAUUUGAUCAGCGAGAUAGUGGAAACACAAAGAUUGGAAGGACGGGAGGGGUAUGAGAGCGUUGAAAGAGUAGUAAGAAUAGCUCUUUGGUGUGUGCAAACUCAACCAUUUUUACGACCUUCAAUUGGUGAAGUUGUAAAGGUGUUGGAAGGUACACUUUCUGUAGAUAGACCUCCCUCAAGUUUUGCCUUCAGAUCGGGGCAACAGAUAGUAGCGGAGGAGCACAAUGAAAUUCAAGAACUUCCUUAGUUGAAGAAGCUGAAUUUUGGCUAGGACUUCUGACUUUUUGUAGUCUUUUUUAGUCAAGGAAGUCUGGUGUCUUGGAGUUUGACAUGCUUAUUUUACUCCGUAACAAGAUUGAACUUCAGUGAGCAAUCAUUACAAUUAAUUGUUUAACCCAUGCAAUCUUCUGUAAAGCUAAAUGAAUUUUGAAUAGAUGCAUAUUUUCAUUUAGUAAAGUGAGUCUUUUUGUGUAAGUGCGAAGAUGAAGUUGUAUUUUCCAUCUUAAGUUAGUAUUUUUCUUGGAGGCUGACACUCCAUGUAUAAUGUUUUUUGAAUUAAGCAGUGUAAGCAUUCCGCAAUUAGGGAGUUAGCAGAGCAGAAUGAAACAAUACUUGUCAUAAAAGUUUAAACAAAUUCAGCAAAACAGAGCAUCACACUAAUGGAAUCUAAUUGUAUAACUUGUAUUGAUCACCUUGACUGUUGUUUGUUAAACAAUUAAUAUAAUGUGUUACUGUAUUAGUAAAAUCAGUUCAGUUAGUGAAAAAUUGUCAAAGUUUCUUAUUUAUAAAAAAAAAAAAAUAGUAUACUCGAAUAACUUGAUCAGUUCACUAAUGAAGUUUCUUGUUUUUAAAAAAUAAACCUUUAAAAAAAAAAAAAAAAAAAACCCUUGAAACGUGUAAUUGAGUGGCCUGUGUGCACUGAAAAUGGGUGGAGGCAAAGCAGACAAGCAACAAGAGUUGAAG
Molecule: messenger RNA, 3439 nt
Organism: Chenopodium quinoa (quinoa)
Lineage: Eukaryota; Viridiplantae; Streptophyta; Magnoliopsida; Caryophyllales; Amaranthaceae
Product: G-type lectin S-receptor-like serine/threonine-protein kinase SD3-1
Exons: 1
Coding region: 234-2723 (829 amino acids)
Biological process (GO): protein phosphorylation; recognition of pollen
Molecular function (GO): protein serine/threonine kinase activity; ATP binding
Source: RefSeq, a predicted model, not a curated record